Messenger RNA from Nasonia vitripennis (jewel wasp), 2971 nucleotides. RefSeq lists its product as uncharacterized. Lineage: Eukaryota; Metazoa; Arthropoda; Insecta; Hymenoptera; Pteromalidae. The transcript has 5 exons. The record is from RefSeq and is a predicted model, not a curated record. Bases 1010 to 1795 code for a protein of 261 amino acids.
GUGUUUAUGAGCGAGCGCAGUGCCGUGAUACUGAUAGCUGCAGCUAUAGCGAGCGCGGUCAGUGCGAUUUGCGAAUUAGAGGCGACAGCGAGCCGAGGCCCGAGAGUGCAUAUAUACGUAUAAUAGCGAUAAAGUGUAAAAAGUGUAAAAAGUGUAAAAAGUGCAGUGCGCGCGCGCGCGCGCAAAGAUGCAAGCCCGGGUCGCGGUCGUCGCGGUGUGAGGCGUGAGCUUCGAUGAGUUUUGGAGCAGCGCGAGCACUACUAGGUACUCUGCUGCAGCUCGAGAAUGGACGACGCACGACGGCGCGAUUCACGAGAGCAUCAUCUCAGCAGCAUCAGUAGUAGACCGCGCACAACAUAGACGCGCUGCACUACGCACGCCGCGCACGUACAGUACAGUAGUAAUAAUAAUAUAUAAUAAGGCUCCGAAUCAACGCGCGCUUCUCUCUCCUCUAUCCGAUCCUUCCAUUCCAUCAUAACAAAAAUAUAGACAACCCGCUUUUCUCGGCUGCGUGUAUAUCCUGCAAGUCUGCAACACUGGCGAGACGCUCGUACGAGUCGCGAGUGCGUCGGAAAAUCAAGCUGAACAGCAGGAGAAAAUGCAUCGCGUGCAGUAAUAAACUCCGUGUAAAGCUCUUUAACGAGCGCGUAAUAUCGACCUUCUCUCGCUAUCGCAGACUUAUGCGGCUCAUUCCGAGCUUUUGCAAAUCCACUGCUGGAUUCGCACAAGCUCACUCGGCGCGAGUUAUCUAACGAAAAAGCUAAGCGCUCGGCUUGCGAUCCAGCUUUAAUACCUUAUAACAACGCAAUGCACACGAUUGCCGAGUGCUUUCAUUUCAAGCUCGAGUCUACUUCUAUUGACACCUGAGAUUUAUCUUAUCAGGAAUAUGGCAAAUGCCAAUGUUUUUAAUGCCCUUCUUUGGAACAAGAUGCAGGGAUUGAUGAUUGUUUCUUAAACAAUUUUAUUAAAUUUACAAUAAUAUUUAUCCAUUAGUAUAUAUUGCUGUACAAUGCAUUUCUGGAUUGAUAAACCUACAGCACGAUUUAGUGGUCGGCGUUAUCCUGCUUUGUCCUUCCCAAAAGCACACUUUGCUCCACACCGCCGAUGUGGCAAUCUCGAUGUAACAAGACUACAAAUGGUUACGCCAGUACACCGAUUUCAAACCAUCAACACUGGAGGCAAUUCUGCAGGACCUAGUAAUCCCAGUUCUACAAGACCUCCUAGAUCAUCUUCACAAAAUAAUGAUAAUAGAAGUAAUUCAGCACAUCCUGGCUUACACCUGGGACAAGAAAAUAUCAGCAAUAUUAAUACAAGUAAUACUGGUAACAAUCAACAAGUACUGCCUCCAUCAGCAAGUGCUGCGAAUAGAGGCCUUCUAAAUUUUUCGGACUUUAACGAUGCUGAAAUGGCUGGUUAUAGACUUCGCUGCAGUGUAUGGAUUAUUUUUGUAUUAGCUACUGGUUUCGUAGCUGCAGCUAAAUUUUAUUUUGAUCAUCAGCAAGGAGCCGGUUUAGAAGUUCUUGUAUUUUGUGGACUUUUAGUAACUCUUUUGAUGUCUGGAUGUUUCUAUUCAAUUAUUUGUCGACGUGCUCAAAACAAUCAUCGCCAAGAAAUUCAAGCUGAGCCUAUUGCAGCUGUUACUGUUGCCAAUACAAUUCCUAAUGAAAGUAUUAGGCAGGUUUCUAUGCCUAUUAGGCAAAACCCGCCGCCACCUUAUCAUGUAGCAAUUCUCAUUCCACCACCUACAUCGCCAGAUGAAGCUCCUCCACCAGCUUAUGACAAGAUCAUUCAAUGAAAUUCAUUUUCAUUCUAGUCUUUUGCAUAUACUUUUUAAAUGAACAUAAACUUUUAAGUUACUGUUAUUAUACCUAAUUCUUACUAUGAAAAUUGUUUUUUAGUAUAACAGAAUCUAAUUGCAUUUAUAUAUUAGAAUUCAAAUGUGAUAUUUCAUUGGCCAAAGGACAAAGUAACAAAGAAACAUUUCAUGGAUAAUAAUUAACAAUGUGCAGUGUAUUUUUAAUAUUUUCUUAUGUCUGCAGACAAAAGUGUAAAAUUGAAAAUGAAAUAAUUGAGUAGAAUUUUUUUUAUCCCAUUAAUAAAUGUAAGAUAUAUUGUCAUCAUGUAUUAGUCACGUAUUACAGUUUAACUUACAAUUAUCUUUAUAUACAAGAUACAUGAUAAUGUUCAGACGUACGCACAAACCGUCAAUACAUACAAAAUAUAUAGCACGAUCAUUCUUAAGAUUUUUUUUUCUAUAUAUUUAUGUGAUUCGUUGUAAAAUGAUAAAGCUAAAUGUGCAUACUUCAAUUACACGAAACUUUUAUUUGAAUUAUUCAAGGUAUAAUGUAAGUAAUGAUAAGAUAAUGAUUAAAAGCCUAAUAGGUUUGAAAAAAAAUUAAUUUUAUUAAAAUACAUAAGUGCAUAUUAAGCUUUUCGAAUUUCACAAAUUUAAAAAUAUUAUAAGUAAUCGAUAUUAUAUCAUAAGAGUUAAUUUUUAUGUUUAGCGUGAGUAUGUACGUAAAUUAAUAUAUAAUUUGCAGUACUAUAUUUAAUACGAAAUAUUACGAUGAAUUUUGUACAUGUAUUGAGUAGUAAAUAAUUAUUUUUUUUUAUUAAUUAAAAUACCAGUAUCUAUAUGUGCUAUAAGCUCAAAAUUCUAGAAAUCAUUCUAGGUAUCAAAACCAAAUACAGCGCUAAAAUUCUUGUACAUAAUUUCAUUUUCAUAAAAUAAGAAUGCCUGUUAAAAGUGUAUGCCCAUAGUAAAAAGGCGCAUUCAACGCUAUACAUUUAUUCGAUGAACUUGAUUUUUUUUUAAUAAUUUAAUUAGUAUAUAUUAUAUCGUCACUAAAUUUUGUACAAAAAUGAUAUAUAUGUAUAUAUAUUUUUUUCUGCCAAAGUAUUCAUAUUGGCAGAUGUACUGUCGUACAAACUGUGACGAAAAAUUGAAAAUAAAAAUUCUUUUUUAAAUAAA